GCGCGCCCAUUCCGUUAGCACAGCUGCUGAAGAUACUUCAUUGUCAACUAGCUAGCUAUGUGGCUCUAGCAAGGAUCCUGCUGGUCGCCCUGACCACGAGAUGUCACAUGAUCUAGGCCAGGAUAGGCCCGGCCUGCCUCCUAGCUAUGUAGUAAUCCAAGCAGCUUCUCACCGCUUCCUUCAACUACUACUGGAGCCCCUAGGGGUACCAAAAUGCUUCUUGUCUAUGUGACUUGAAGCAAAUCCAGCAAUCGUUCUGCUCACUUCACAUACCGUACCAUAUGACUGGACCAUGCCAAAAACUAGACGUCUGCUACGUGGCGAAAUCACGUACUCGGCCGCGAAGGACAAAGAAGUCAAUAUUCUUCAUCGCUUGGAGUAUUAUAACCAGGAAAUCCAGUUCUUCUCCCUUCUUGACAAAAGCCGCGACUGGAUCCGCGCCGUUGUUUCUUAUCACUUGAACCUGCGAUCGUCGGACUAUUGCCAUGUAGCGGACGUAUCGGACUGGUUGCAUGGGAGCUUCAAUGUAUGUAUACCAGUGACGAUUGUUGAUUGGAAAGGAAAACAACAGUCAGGAGACCGUGUUCUUAUCCGAUUUCCUCUACCAUAUCGAGUCGGUGAAAGCUACCACCCUGGGAAUGGAGAUGAGAAACUCAGAUGUGAGGCUGCUACCUAUUCUUGGCUACAAGAUAACUGUCCCGACGUGCCCAUUCCACAAUUAUAUGGCUUCGGGCUAUCUACUGGUGAGACUUUUACACAAGUCACGAAUCUCCCUCUUUGGAUGCGCUGCAUACACUUUCUGAGACGGAAUAUCCUUACGUUGGUUGGCUACCCACUUCCGUCGCGAUAUGUACGUCGUCAUGGCAGUGCGGUGGCGUCGGGUGAUGGGCCGCUGCCCUUCGGUUACCUUUUGACUGAGUAUAUUGAGAGUACAAGGGGGGAAAUGCUUUCAAAAACCUGGGGCAUAAAGCGAGAUGAUCUUAGAUUACGAACCAAUUUCUUGCGUGAUCUGAGUCGAAUAUUUCUGAGUUUGGCAAGACACCCACUUCCAAAAAUUGGUUCUUUUACCAUCGAUAAUAACGGAGUUUUGUCUCUCACAAAUCGCCCCUUACAACUUGAGAUUCAGGACCUUGAGAAUGAAAGAAUUCCAACGGAUAUACCGCGGGACUACACAUACUCAACCGUUGACUCAUAUGUGGCCGAUAUACUUCGUUACCAUGAUAGCCGCAUACGCCACCAACCGAAUGCUAUAAAUGAUUCAGGGGACUACCUAUAUCAGAUAUCGGCUUUAACAGCCAUGCGGGCAAUAUCUCCACUAUUACUCCGACAAGAUCUUCGCCGUGGCCCCUAUAUUUUUAUGUUGACUGAUAUCCAUCAAAGUAAUAUCUUUGUCAAUAAGGAUUGGAACAUUACUUCUCUUGUGGAUUUAGAGUGGGCAUGCUCUAUACCAGUGGAGAUGGUACAACCGCCUUACUGGCUUACAGACAAGGCCGUGGAUCAGCUCGUGUCCGAAGAAUAUAACGAAUCUCGCUUGGAAUUUAUGAAUGUCCUCACUGAGGUUGAAAAAGAAACUUCCACUUCCCUCAGAGGUAAAAACCAGACCACUACCGCUUUCAAAUUAUCUGCCAUCAUGGAGGAGACUUGGCAGAAAGGCACUUUUUGGUUCACACUUGCCCUUUUCAGUCCGACUGGGCUUUUUUCAAUCUUUGAAAAGCAAAUCCAACCACUCUUCACGAAAAGUUGUCCCGAUCAUGAUCCUUUUCAUGAAAUUAUGCCAUGGUACUGGUCGCUUGAUAUUGUUAGUACUCUCAAACUUAAGACAGCUGAUAAAAAACAGUACGAUAAAGACCUCCAGCAGGCAUUUGAGAGUGGAUGUCUUACUGAUUAAUGAGAAUCUUUACUUUCAAUAACAGGCUGAGCACUAUGCGAGCCUGAGCCGGAGUUCGAAAAAAGUUACCAAUUGUCGGGAAAGUUUUGUGACGCCAUCUUGGCAGA
Molecule: messenger RNA, 1995 nt
Organism: Paecilomyces variotii
Lineage: Eukaryota; Fungi; Ascomycota; Eurotiomycetes; Eurotiales; Thermoascaceae
Exons: 2
Coding region: 293-1888 (531 amino acids)
Source: RefSeq, a predicted model, not a curated record